Symbiodinium sp. CCMP2456 is the source of this 1317-nucleotide messenger RNA. NCBI's taxonomy places the organism in Eukaryota, Dinophyceae, Suessiales, Symbiodiniaceae. The record is from the annotation of a GenBank genome assembly.
AUGUGUGACGCAUGCCAGGACGACCCGCGCUUCAUAUCGUUGACGAACCAGUCCAACAACUGCAUUUUGCGCUUCACGGUCUUCGCCCGUUGUGCACGUGAACUGGGAGAGGAGGACACGCGCUGCAAGUAUCAGUACUACCGUGCCCAGUGUGCAUGCCCCGAGUCGCAGUUGGAGGACUGGAUGGAACAUCGUGCUCGUGGCUCCUGCCAUCUCGACGUUCUGCCUGACCGCAGCACUGUUCACUGCAAGCAGCUCAAAUCUCCAGAGUCUAGAUCUCCAUGUCCCGGUAUUGAACUUGGGAAUUCUGUCCGCUUCGGAGGCUGGAAGUGGGAAGAAGCAAGCAUCAUGUACGGCAAGGACAACUAUGCGAUGCAGCAAGGAUAUCCAUAUGGUGCUUAUGAGCUGGGGCCGUCGAAGCCGCUCAUGGGACCACCGCAGACGAUGACACGGCAGCGCGUCAACUUGAUUGGCAUCAUCAUGGCGCUGUUUGUGCCGUGGUUCGUGUUCAUCGGCAUGUGCGGACUGUGGUGCUUCAAGUUGCGGUACACAUCGCCUGGAGUGGUGAUGGUCAUCACGCUCGCGCUGGGAAUUCUUCUUGGGCUCUACACCCUCCAUAGGGUUCUGCUGUCGUGCCGGGCCAUCAUGUUUGGCCAGUACCACUUGGUUGAAACAGGAAGAUUUGCAGUGUGGCUACUUUUCAUUGCGGUCACUGCUUCCAUUGCCUUCGUGCUGGGCAUGCUCAUUGGCAGCUACAAUUACCAGACGAACAUGCGCUCGAUCUUCGAUGUGGUGUCGCUGAACUCAUACGUUGAGGUCAAUCCUGCAACGAUGAGGGGCCAGGAGCUGAUGGACGCAGGCAAGGUCCAGUUCGUAGCAGGAGCUGGUCUGGACUUCCACCUGGCCAACGGGUUCAAGAACACUGACAUUUUUUGUGUCGCACCCAUAACCGUGAACAACAUGGUGCUGGCUUCCUAUGACUUCUGGGCGGUGGGCAAGAAUUGUUGUUCCGAUCAGCAAGCAGACUUCAAGUGCGGAGCGUACAACAGUGAUGGUCCCAAGGGAGGCUUGAGGAUAACCAGCGACGAGGAUCGAGACUUCUACAGGCUUGCAGUGCAGCAGGCCGAAUCUGCUUAUGCAAUCAAGGCCAUCCAUCCGCUCUUCUUCGAAUGGACAGCGGACUCCUCCAAACAGGUCUUGGACGAUGAACGUGCUGGAUACCAGAUGUUUCUCAUGAGCAUCAUUGCGCACUUCGUUUUCCAAGCCUUUCUGGUCUUGAUAUCAGUUGCAUGUUUCACAAAGUACAGAUUCGAGUGA